GCUCUACAGGACCAAUGCUUGUGCUGGAGAUGAUCAUAUUUCAGUACUGCAGGUAUUGUGGCUUUUUACGACUCGGUGGUUAGAGAUUAAAGCAAAGUAAUAUCAUAAAAUACGAUGAUGACGUCAUAGGUCUUAAAUCUUUAACAGUUAAAGUAUUUGGUAGUUGCUGUAAUUUGAUUUGUUGAAGACUAGAAAUUUGGUAGAAGAAUUCUACUGCAGCUUAUUGAAGGCUAUGGAGCUGAUUUUUUUUCCCAGAAUUCGGACAUAAAUUAAUAUGAGGGCGUAAGGACUAUAUUUAUUUGUCCGCAUUCUGGAAAUAAGUACUUGGGUUCAUGGCAAUUGUUUGAUGACAUAAUAAGUUGCCCGCAAUGGCCCGCAAGUCUAAAAGCUGGUUGAUAAUCCACAUUCAUAUCUAGAAAACAUUGAUAUGCAACCUUUUUAAGAGGAAUGGCCUUUUGAAUAUUAAUUUUUUUUAAAGUUCUCUUACCCAUAAAGCCAUAAAUAAUUAUGGAUUUUUUUUAUAAAAGCUAUAUUUUAGAUUUCAAGCAAUCGAAACAAAUAAUUCUCUAUUGAUUUGGGGGCAAUUAUCUUUUUUUUUAAAAGUCCUUUUUUAAUGUAGGGAAGGAUUGUUAAAUGAAAUUUUUAGGGAAUGCACUUGCAUAUUUUGAAAAUGAAAUGCUGUUAGCUCCAGACAGAAAAUAUGAGAGAAUUAUUUUAUUUGAUUGCCACCAUGUAAAUGAUCAGCCAAUCGGUUACAAACAAACUGCUAGUAUGUAUCAGUUAGCUGCUCCUGCUCCUGCUGCUGCUAUAAAUAUCACAUUUUUUUUUGUUUUUUCCAGGGACCAUGACUGGGACUUCCUACCAUUCCGUGUGUGGAUUGGCUUGUGGACAACGUUCAUCCUGCUUCUCAUUGUGGCUUUUGACCUGAGUGCACUGGUGCGGUACAUAACAAGGUUCACAGAGGAGUGUUUCGCCUCACUCAUUGCUCUCAUUUUCAUCUACGAAGCUUUUGCUAAGGUAGGAGGAAGUUGUUCAUUGAAAAAUUAGUGACAGAAGAGUUUACUUCAUUCCUGUAUCAUAAUUAGGCUAUUGGUGAUUUCUACUUUCUUGAAAAAUGUUGUUUUUUUUUUGUUGUUUUUUUCAAUUGAGAAAUUUAUUAACUAAUAACAAAUUUAAGGCUUCCAAUAAAAUAUUGUUGGUGAAUAUCUGUUUUGCACAGAAGUAGUCAUUUUAAAUUAAGUUCACUAAUGGAAGCUAAAAUGUUAUUCCAUUAAAAUAUUAAUUUUUUAAAUUUCUUUCUUUAACAUUUUGAAUGAAUUAAAUUUAAGGACUAGCUCAAGCUCACUAAAUCUAAAUGAAGAUUUCAUGACAUAUAAAUCAAGAUUUCAUGACAAUGUCUUUUUUCAUCUCCCCAGGUGAUCAAAAUUAACUCCAAAUAUCCAGUCUUCUUUGGCAGCUACCAUGAUGUCCAGUCAUGUCCAGUCUCCACUGUUUCACCGGAAAACUCAUCAAACACAUCACAGUCACUUCCUCUGUUGAAUAGUUCUAUAGUCUUAGGUAACACAACCACAUCUCCAUUUGACCUUGACCUGAAUACAACAGGAUCAUGGGUGACAACAACACUGUCACUGACACUAAAUACUACAACAACACUUGGACCCUUCUGUCACAGUUAUGUCGGAGAUGUUUUCUUCCUGUCCGUUAUAGAAUUUCUAUUCACUUUUGGGAUUGCAUUUUUCCUUGUG
Molecule: messenger RNA, 1745 nt
Organism: Lymnaea stagnalis (great pond snail)
Lineage: Eukaryota; Metazoa; Mollusca; Gastropoda; Lymnaeidae
Source: the annotation of a GenBank genome assembly